Caenorhabditis auriculariae is the source of this 5436-nucleotide messenger RNA. The record is from the annotation of a GenBank genome assembly. NCBI's taxonomy places the organism in Eukaryota, Metazoa, Nematoda, Chromadorea, Rhabditida, Rhabditidae.
AUGAACAUCGAGGAAAUCCUUCCCGAGCUGUUCGGCGAAAAACGCGUCUACUACUGCCAGAGGUUGGGAUUUUUCGGCAAAAACGGGAAAAGGAGUUGAACCAGGGUAUCAACUAUUGGGUCAACUACACUGCUAGAGUCGGAAGAUAGCGAAAAAAUGAGUAUUUUUCCCAUUUUGGCUCAAAAAUUCAUCUCUAACUGGUGAAAAAUUAUCAAGUAAAAAAUGGCAAAAAAAGUUUUCCUGGAGCGGGAUCGAACCAGCGACCCCCCCAAUUGAACUGAGGCUCAAAUUCAUGCUUCUAGGAAGUUUUCUGCAUUCAUUUAGGAAUAACAAAAGCAUAUUUUCAAGCUUCCCAAGCAGUUAGACAAGUUUUUCCGAGAAAUAAGAAAUGUCAAAAAUAUCUUCGCCCUGACCAGGAUUCGAACCCGCGACCUCCUUUCCAUGACCAAGGACUUCACCAGUCACACCAUGAUGUAAUUUUUAGAUGUCUAAACCACGGUCUUCGAGAGAAGCGCAAGAAUCACAAGCUCCACUGUCUCUAUAGGAUGUGCCAGUGUUCCGACUGCAUUGUUAGUUCAUUGCUUUUAUUAUAUGAUCUAUUGCUCAUGUUACAACUUCAGAUGGUAGAACGACGUCGUGAGCUGAACUCGCGGCUGAUGCAGAUCGACGGCUCGGCGGCUUCGUCGACGACGUCAUCCUCGUCGAUGACGUCACAAAUUAUCAUCAGAAGCGACGGAAGCGAGUGCACGUCGGAGACAACCGGAGAGAGUGGCUGUGAGGAUCGGGAUGACUUUUCGAGCAAGCCUAAAGGUGAGGUGACCGCGACGAAGCCCAUAAAAGGCUAUAAAAGGCCUCAGUACUAAUAAGGAACCUUGAAGCGAGCCGCAACGCAAACCGCAACGCGAGUAGCAACGCAAGCCGCAACGCAAGCCCCAACGCGAGCCGCAACGCGAGCCGAUCUGCGCGAUAAAAAGAAAAAAUUUAGUUUGCGUCCGAGAACAUGCACGGUUAUUGAACGAAAAUGAGAUAUAGCCUGACUAUUUUUUACCGUAUUUUUGUACGAAACUCCGCUGAAACAAGCUUCAGACGCAUGAUUUUCAAUAAAAGGACCUUUCAUAAAAAUUUUCCCCAUUCUAAGCUUUUUUUGAUUUCCAGGAAUACAGUAGACUACAAAUUCUGAUUUUAGUCUUUUUAUCAAAGUAAAAAAAAAUAAGAACUUGUGAAAAUUGAGCUCCUAAAUCAAAUUCGUAAAUUAUCUUGAUCGUUAAAGUUGUUGUUAAUAAAUAUUUCAGAGCCGAAUUUCCUUUUCGAUCAUUGACACUUCUUUCCAAAGUUUUCUUUUGACAUUUUUUGAUAGUACAGUUCGAUUCGCAAUGAAAAACUAUAUAAGAUUUUGCUUUCACCUGAAACCCCGUUUUUUACUGCACCUAUGCCUUUAAUGAAUGCACUAUCCAAUAACUGCUUCGAAAAACUUAAUUUUCCUUCAAAAAGAAACGCCGAAAACAAUGGGAGUUUGAACUGUAAUUUGGAAUCUCGGAACUCGAUUUUUAGAAGUAUUUAGGUUUGAGCGCUUUAUGAUCGGACUAUCUACAAAUUAUACCAAAAAUUCAUACAUCAAGAGAAAAAUGAGCCGAAUGGGUUUUGAUAUUUUUUUUUGAAAUAGUAAUGUGUUGAAACUUGAAGUUCACAAUAUCCAAGAUUGAGCGCUUCAUGAAUGGACUAUCACCAAGAUGCUUCAUUCUUAUCUUAAAAAAACGUCUACGAAUCUCAUAUUUGCUUUAUUGAGACAGUUUCUGUUUGAGCGCUUUAUGAAUGGACUAUCUGCAAAUUGCUUCAUUUUUCUUUUAAAGAACCUCUUUAGGAAUCUCAAAAUUCGACUUGUUGAGGCAGUUUCUGUUUGAGCGCCUAUUGAAUGGACUAUCUGCAAAUUACUUCAAGAAACACCAUUUUUCUCUCAAAGGAACGCGUCCUUUUUACUAAUAGGCGCCAAAGACAAUGAGACGUUUGUUUCGUGGGGGGCUUGGAAAGAACGGCGUAGGCCUCCCCAAAAUGAAAUAAAUUUAACGAGAGAACACCGUAAAGAACAGCUGUGGUCGUGUGGCGUUCUUGUCCAUCUUUUUUUUCGUUCUUUUCUCAUCCGAAUGACACUUUGAGAGCCGCGAAGAAACGCCUGGAUGAACGGGUUUUAUGAGGCGCCCGCCCUGCUUCGUAUCGCUUUCGGCAUGUUCCAAAAUGUGCUUUCCUGUGUUUUGAAGUGAGGGAGGACUACAGUAUUCCUUGGUGAAAAAAGUUGAAGAGCAAAAUUUCAUUAAAACACGGAAAAAAUUAUGAUGCUGCGCGAACCGUUUUUGGUCGGUUGCAGUGAAUAUCAAAGUAAAAAGGGAAUAUCAUACCUCAUUCCCAUGUAAUAUGUCGUUUCCCGUUAAUUAGGUAUCUCAUAAACAGGACAGGAUACAGAGAAUAAGAGUUCUGUGCUUGAUCUAGCGCAAACCGUUUUUGGUCGGUUGCAGUGAAUAUCAAAGUAAAAAGGGAAUAUCAUACCUCAUUCCCAUGUAAUAUGUCGUUUCCCGUUAAUUAGGUAUCUCAUAAACAGGACAGGAUACAGAGAAUAAGAGUUCUGUGCUUGAUCUAGCGCAAACCGUUUUUGGUCGGUUGCAGUGAAUAUCAAAGUAAAAAGGGACUUUCCUACCUCAUUCCCAUGUAGAUGUUGUUUCUAGUCUCUCAGGUAUCUUUUAAACAAAAUGGGAGACGGAAGAUAAGAGUUCAGGGCUUGAUCUAGCGCAAACCGUUUUUGGUCGGUUGCACUUCAAAGCAAAGCAAUACGUGGCUUUCUGACCUUAUUUCUAUGUAAACUUAGUUUUUGAUGAAAAUUUUUUAGUUGCUUACUUUAUAGACAUAAAAUGAGACGAAAAAUAAGAGCUCAAUACAUGAUCUCGCGCAAACCGUUUUUGGUCGGUUGCAUUUUGAAGCAAAGCCUUUUUUCAAACUUUGAAGCUUGAAAGAGCUUUCUACAUAUUUGGAUUGAAAGAAGCUUCUUUAGGUUUUCUACUCUAUCUUUCUAAAAUUGAAGCAAAAUGGUCGCAUUUGGAAUGGCUCAUUAGAAACCAAGUUUUGGGGCUGGAAAACGAUCCGCAUACGCGACGCAAUCCAUUUUGAAUGCGGCCAGAUGGUUUCAAAAUGAAGAUUUUUAUCUUUUCAGAACGCCGACCAAACUGUCAAAGAUGCGCCCAACACAACGUCGUCAACCGUCUGAAAGGCCACAAAAGGUCAUGUCCCUUCAAGGAAUGCGGCUGUCCCAAGUGUCAGGUGAGCCGCGACGCGGCAUCCCACCCAUGCGUUGCGGUUUGCAGGUUGUUGUGGAGCGACAAAAGCUGAUGGCCGACCAGAUCAAGCUCCGGAGAAGGCAGAAAAGGGAGAAGAACAGCAUGAUGAUCGAGAAAGCCCUGCCAUCACCUCCAGGUACUUUAAAAAAUCAAAAUUGAUGUCUAUAGUUCGUUAACCUCUGUCUUAGGAGUCCGGUACUUUUUUUGUAUGAUAUUUCAUUCAAUGCUGUCUCAGGACUCCGGUACUAUUUUCUAGUUUCAAAAUCGGUAGCUAUAGCUCAUCCAUCGCUGUCUUAGAAGUCCGGUGCUUAUUUUGUUAGAUAGUCCAUUCAUCACUGUCUUAGGGCCACGGUACUUUUUUUUUCCUAAAAGUGGUAUCCAUAGUUAAUUUACUUCUGUUUAAAGAUUCCGGUGCUUUUUUUGUAUGAUGGUUCAUUCACCGCUGUCUUGGGGCUCCGGUGCUUUUUUUAGUUUCAAACAUGGUAUUCAUAGUUCAUUCACCGCUGUCUUAGGGCUCCGGUACUUUUUUUAAUGACAGUUCAUUCACCGCUGUCUUGGGGCUCCGGACCUUUUUUUUAGUUUCAAAAUUGGUUUUCAUAGUUUAUUCACCGCUGUCUUGGGGCUCCGGUUUGGCUCAAGAGGUCAGUAUUGAAGCUGAUUCGAAAAAAAGUUUUUUCAUCCCUGGUCGCAUUUAGAAUGGCUCAGCGCCGAGCAGCAUAAACAUUUCGAACAAAAAAAAAUUUUCGCUCCAGGAUUUUUUUUUACCUAAUGGACGCUUCUUUAACUUGAACUCUACAGAUUACUAAUUUUUUUAAAAAAAUUUUUUUCUUGAAAAAAAUUAUUUUUUUCGCCCUUGUUUCUCGAAACAUCCCCGGAUAGAUAGAUCAUAACUUUCCCAUCGAAUAUAAUUUCCGAAAAUUCAAUGUUCUCGAUUUUUGAGCCAGCUUUCCCUCCCAACCUCGUACUUUUCCUAAAACUCGAAUCGCUGGAAACCCAGACCUUUUUUCCCAAACAAAUUCCUCAAACUUGAGUGAAUGUACUUGAAAAAUGGCGGUUUUAUGACUCCGCGUGGAGUCGUGCGCCAUUUUUUCCCUUGUCUUUUUUAUUUUGAAUGUCUUGAGAGACAGACGUUGGGGUAAAUGUUGGAUCGGUCGAGUUUGGAAGCCAUUAAAUGGACUUUAGAGCACAUUUUUCACUUAUAGAUCAUAUGUUGAGAUCACAAAUUUGAAAGAAAGAAGCUUCUGACAUUAUAAAAUAGAAACGUAUUCAUAAAGAAUAUGACGUCACUGAAAUCAAAUGACGUCAUUCAGUUUACCACAAUUGACGUACUACGCAAGUUUGCAGUUAUAAGUCACAUUCAAAAGUUAAAAAGUUGCAACGAAUACAAAAAAAACAACAUUUUCUCGAGUGGAUACGAAUGACGUCACUUUUGAUUUUUUUUUUUUCACAAGUGCGCUCCAAAGAGAAUCGACCUCUAACUGAAAGAUACUCCAGGAAAACCGGACUCGCAUGGACAUUUCUGAGAAGUUCCAGUGGUCACUUAAGAGUUCUGACGGCCCUAAAUGGGUCUGGAAGUUUCUGAGCAAGUCUAGGGGUCACUUAAGAGUCCCGGCUCCUUUGAAAUGGCCUGGACGUCUCUGAGAAUCUCUAGGGAUCACUUGAGAGUUCGGAAAGCCCUUAACUGAUCUGAGCGUUUCUGAGCGGUUCUAGGGAUCACUUAAGUGUUCGGAAGGCCCUUAACUGGUCUGAGCGUCUCUGAGCGGAUCUAGGGAACAGUAAAGGGUUCUGAAACCACCAAAGUGAUCCCUGGAAAAAACUUUCAAGCGCUUCUUGUGGUGUACAGCUUUCGAGACGUUUUUCUCUAUAAAUUAUAAUAGUCGCUUUGCACUUUGUCACCCUUCAGGCUCUUUUCUAAGGCUUUUCAACCCCACUAUUUGCCUCGAAAAAUCACUAAAAUAUCUUAAAUUCCCAAUUUUCAGUUGAAGCAGUAUGCAUGAAAUGCACGCAGCAGGCGAUCGGCUACCAGCAACUCCUGGCUUUCGUCGACCCGACGGCCGAUCCGAUGAUAACCCUAUCGGCGAUCCUUGCCGCUUGUCCCCACAAGACCACGUGA